This is a messenger RNA of Aphis gossypii (cotton aphid), 1188 nucleotides long. RefSeq names its product probable Golgi SNAP receptor complex member 2 (gene Membrin). Gene Ontology annotation, molecular function: SNARE binding; SNAP receptor activity. Gene Ontology annotation, cellular component: ER to Golgi transport vesicle membrane; SNARE complex; Golgi apparatus. The record is from RefSeq and is a predicted model, not a curated record. Lineage: Eukaryota; Metazoa; Arthropoda; Insecta; Hemiptera; Aphididae. The transcript is spliced from 5 exons. Bases 315 to 950 code for a protein of 211 amino acids. Gene Ontology annotation, biological process: vesicle-mediated transport; vesicle fusion.
AAAACUGUUUUAUAAUGUGGGUCUACCGUAUACGUGUCUGUUAUCAAAAUUUAAAAAAUUCAAUUUUCAAGCAGUGGCAAGUGGCAACUAGAACUAAAAGAGACCAUACGGUAGUACGGCACUACGGCAUUACACCUUAAGUCCUCGAAAUACGCCACAGCCCAGACAUCACUCAGCAUUUCAGCAGGUUAAAACUCGGAAACCAAUUGACCCCACGGCUCACAAUAUCCUAUGAGAAGAUACUAGGUUAAUAUCUAUAGCCGUGCCUAGUAUCAGUUUGUUCUUUGCUAGUAUAUACGUACAUACGGUACACAAUGGAGAAUUUAUACCACCAAACGAAUAGAUUGAUAUUAGAAACUCAAGAAUUAUUCCACAGAUUGGAGAGUUCGAAAUCCGAACUUGUCGAAGCAGAUGUACAAUCAAGAAUAUUAACCAUUUCACAAAACUGUGAACACCUAGACAUUCUUGUGCACAAAGAACCUGUUUCCAGGCGUAACAAUGCCAAAUUACGUGUAGAUCAACUCAAAUAUGAUUACCAGCACUUGCAGUCAGCAUUAAGAACACAUCAACAAAAUCAACUAAGAAGAUUGAGAGCUGAGCAGGAACGUGAAGAACUGUUAAAUCGCCGGUUUACUAGAAAUUCCGACAUGAAUGAUACAACAAUAUUAAUCGAUAGUUCCAUACAACAUCAAAAUUCCUUACAGGGAGCAAAUCGAGGAGUUGAUGAUUUAUUAGGAUCUGGUGCCAGCAUACUACAAAGUUUGCGUGAACAACGUGAUCGACUAACUGGCACCCGAAAUCGUUUGUCUGGAAUUUUUGGUUCGCUUAGGCUUUCAAAUACAACCAUGAAAUACAUUGAAAAAAGAUUAACAGAAGAUAGGUAUAUACUAUAUGGAGGAAUGGCUGUCACAAUUCUCGUUAUAAUUAUAGUAAUGAUAUAUUUCAGUUAAUGAUCAUUGAUCAAAAUCAAAUUAAACUAAUACUUUGGUGAGUUUUACCAUGGAUUAUAUAUUGUAAUUUUCUUUAUACUAUGUAUUAUAUAUAAUAUGUAUUUUAUAGUUAAUUGUUAUUAUUUAUAAAAUUAUUUUUGUAUACAACUAAAAUAUUUUUAACUGUUUAAUUUAUUGGUAAAAAAAAAUUUAAUAUAUGUUUAUUAACUGUUAUUAAUAUAUUGCAAUUCAUUGCAUC